AUGUCUUACGACAAGGAGCUCGCUGCUGCUAAGAAAGCAGCCACUCUCGCUGCUCAUCUCUGCCAGAAAGUGCAGAAGGCUCUUUUGCAAUCUGAUGUUCACUCUAAAUCAGACAAAAGUCCCGUCACUGUUGCUAAUUAUGGUUCACAGGCCUUGGUCAGCUUGACGCUUGAGAGAGAGCUUCCUUCUCAACAAUUUUCACUAGUAGCCGAGGAGGAUUCGGGGGAUCUUCGUGAGGAAAGUGGCCAGGAUACACUGAGGCGCAUUACAGAUCUUGUCAAUGAUACUAUCGCUAAUGAAGGACCACAUAGCUUUUCUAUUUUAACAAUAGAUGAUGUGCUUAAGGCCAUUGAUAGUGGUAAGUCCGAAGGUGGUUCCAUUGGUCGCCACUGGGUUUUGGAUCCAAUAGAUGGUACUAAAGGGUUUGUAAGAGGAGACCAAUAUGCCAUAGCAUUAGCUUUGCUAGAUGAAGGGAAAGUUGUAUUGGGUGUCUUGGCUUGCCCAAAUCUUCCACUAGCGACCAUUGGCCAUAAUGAGCAGCAUUCUUCUUCAAAUGAAGUUGGGUGUCUUUUCUUUGCUAAAGUUGGUGAUGGAACAUAUUUGCAGGCAUUGGAUGGCUCUACACAGACGAAGGUGAAUGUUAGUGCUGUUGAUAAUCCAGAAGAGGCGUCAUUUUUUGAAUCUUAUGAAGCAGCACACUCCUCACAUGACUUGUCCAGCACUAUUGCAGAGAAACUCGGUGUCAAAGCACCGCCAGUCAGAAUUGACAGCCAAGCAAAAUAUGGAGCUCUGUCUAGAGGAGAUGGAGCUAUAUAUUUGAAUUUCCCCCAUAAAAUCUCCGUUCGUACCCUUUAUUUCUCUUUGACUCUAUUGUUCUAUUUUGAUUUUAGUAUGCUUGAAUGA
This is a messenger RNA of Vicia faba (fava bean), 903 nucleotides long. Lineage: Eukaryota; Viridiplantae; Streptophyta; Magnoliopsida; Fabales; Fabaceae. The record is from the annotation of a GenBank genome assembly.